CUCUUAGUUCAAAUGUGGUUCAAACUUCAAUAGUUUAAAAUUGAGAUUGUUUCGUUUGAAUUGAAUAGAAAUUAGAAGAACUUUUCUUUUAGAAUUAUUAAUUAGAAGAAUAUCGAGUAUUGUUUACUGUUGUGUUUAUUUUCCUGUUGUAUAUAAAUUACCGUAAUAAAUACUCAAUAGUCAAUACACAUAAAUAACAAAAUGCCGAGGACUAAACGCCCCGCUGUUAGGCGUGUAAAGAGUGUUGCUGGAGAAGAUGAAACCGAAAAAGAAUUUAAAGAAUUAGUAAGAGAGCAAAAUAAGAAAAUGCAAGAAAGGGGAGACAUUGAAAUAUCAAACUUGGAGAUAUCAUUGAAAAUAUUAUUGGGAUCUUUGAAAAACCACUGUAAGAAGACAAUUGGACAGCUGAGAAUGGAACAACUACACCUAAGCCAGCAGCCUACCACAAGAAGGACGAGGAACCUCAGCCGAUCAACCUCACAUGACGAUGGGUACCUCACUGAGAACUCUUCGCAAGGCUCGGCCGACCGCGGUAAUAAGAAAACUGCUAUACCUGUGCCAGCGUCGAUCAGUCGGUCUGCAAGUCGCACGACCAGCCGUCGCUCGCGGUCGGCCGAUGCGUCUGCCCGUUUGGUCAAACAGACGCCUCACACGGCCCAACGGCGCAGAUCAAAGUCCGCGUACCGCACCCCCGCCUACAAUAAGAACUCUGCCGUCAAUUAUCCAGCCAUCACGCCCAAGGUGACGCCGCACACUUCGCUGGCGGUUCUGCGACAACCGCGCCAGGGAGAGAUGGUGGUUUCCAUGUCUGGCUCACCGGUGAUGGUGCCCUCGUGGAACCAAAUGCAGCCCAAAGAGAAAGCAAACUGCAACAUAAUGCUACAAGACGGUACCAUGCUAUCACUUCAGCCGAAACAGCUGCGACAGUCACAGGCAUACAUCCCGUUCUCUCUUAUGGAUAAAGACAUGCUGCAUCAGCUACGAACCCUCAAGGACAAUUUGGACAAGGUCGUCAAGUUGGGAGAGAAGGCCAUGAAAUAGACUGCUUGGCUAAGGCAACAGUAUUACUAUUAUUAUGUUAUUAUUAUUAUUUGUACCAGUGGGAGGCUCCUUUGCACAGGACGCCGGCUAGAUUAUGGUUACCACAACGUGGCCUUUUUCUGCCGUGAAGCAGUAAUGUGUAAAGAUUAUUGUGUUUCGGUCUGAAAUAGAUAGCUAGUGAAAUUACUGGGCAAAUAUGACUUAACCUUAAACCCUGUCUCAAGGUGACGAGCGCAGUUGUAGUGCCGCUCAGAAUUUUUGGGUUUUUCAAGAAUCCUGAACUGUGUUGUAAUGGGUAGGGUGUAUCAAUGACCAUCAGCUGAACGUCCUGCUCGUCUCGUCCCUUAUUGUCAUAUUUUUUUUAUAUAAAAUGUGUAAUAUUAGUAGCUCUCACGGAUCCCGGGCAAUUUAAAAUCGGGCGAAGUUUUGGUUUCAUCCAUUAUACCACCUCAUGGUUCAUUGCCAGUUAUUGCCAAGACUGGCACAUGGCCUUUUUUUAUAUUAAAAUUAUGUGUUGUAAAUUGUUUUUUUUUUCUAAUCAGUAAACUAAUAUAAUUUCAUUCAAAUUGAAUCUGGCGUAAUUUAGCUUUAUUACUAGUUCUUCUUCUUGUUCAUCUUGUCUGACAUUAUUGGCCGUUUUUAAAUUUGUAAAUUAAAAUCAUAUUGUGUUGAAGAAAUAAAUUAAUUUCCAAAUAAAUUAGUUAAUAAGUUAAUUAAAUACAUUUCAAGUUGAAUCCGGUGCAAUUUUGUUACAAUCCUUUGUUAAGGCCACACUCCUGUUCUUUACCAGUUGUCAUCAAGUCUGAUAUUAUAUUAAAAUCAUGUGUUGUAAAAUUGUAUUAAUUUCCCAAUAAAUUAGUUAAAUAA
Molecule: messenger RNA, 1908 nt
Organism: Leptidea sinapis
Lineage: Eukaryota; Metazoa; Arthropoda; Insecta; Lepidoptera; Pieridae
Gene: Borealin
Exons: 7
Coding region: 202-1041 (279 amino acids)
Source: RefSeq, a predicted model, not a curated record